AUGGCCCUAGGAACGGUAUUGCUCGCUGUGCAGGAGAGUGCUGUCCAGUCACCCCUGCGGGCGUUGGCCGCUAUCUUCUUCACCGUCUCUUUGCUUUACACUAUCACUAAUGAAUUCAUCCGCUCCUCUGCUAGGGUCCCUGGAAUCGGAGGGCCUCGUGGGGUACCGUUGAUUGGAAAUCUAGCUCAGAUCCGGCAGAAUGCAGCAGAGCAGUACCGCAUAUGGUCGGAAAAUCAUGGCGCGGUCUAUCAAAUUCAACUUGGCAACAUUCCGGUCAUUGUCGUGAACUCGGCGGCGGCUGCGAAAGUCUUGUUUGGGCAGAAUGCUCAAGCCCUCAGCUCGAGGCCAGAGUUCUACACGUUCCACAAAAUUGUUUCUAACACGGCCGGUACUACCAUUGGCACUUCUCCAUACAGCGAGUCGUUAAAGCGACGCAGAAAAGGUGCUGCGUCGGCCCUGAAUCGACCCUCCGUGGAAUCUUAUGUCUCGCACUUGGACUUGGAGUCUAAAGCGUUCGUGGCUGAGCUUUUCAAGUAUGGGCACGCGGGGAAGAGUCCAGUGGAUCCGAUGGCAAUGAUACAGCGGCUCAGUCUAAGUCUAGCUUUGACUUUAAAUUGGGGGACACGUGUGGCAUCCCGAGAAGAGAACCUUUUUGACGAGAUCACCCACGUCGAAGAAGAAAUCAGCAAGUUCCGAAGUACCACAGGCAAUCUGCAAGACUAUAUUCCGCUUUUGCGUUUGAAUCCAUUCAACAACAAUUCGCACAAGGCCAAGGAGAUGAGAGACCGUCGCGACCGCUACCUCCACGCGCUCAACCGUGAUUUAGACGACCGAAUCGAGAAAGGAGUCCAUCAGCCUUGCAUCCAAGCCAAUGUUGUCCUCGACAAAGAAGCCAAAUUGAACCCAGACGAGCUCACCUCCAUCAGCUUGACCAUGCUUUCUGGGGGGCUCGAUACUGUCACCACGCUCGUGGCCUGGAGCAUUGCUCUCCUCGCGAAACGACCGGACAUCCAAAAGAAGGCUGCAACAGCGAUUCAGGAGAUGUACGGCCAGAAUCAACCGAUGUGCGACGCGGCAGACGACCAGAAAUGCGCUUUUGUUGCAGCCUUAGUAAAAGAAUGCCUCAGAUACUUUACAGUUCUUCGCCUCGCCCUUCCUCGAACUUCAAUCCGGGACAUUACCUACGAUGGUGCUGUGAUACCCAAGGGAACUGUCUUUUUCUUGAACUCCUGGGCUUGUAAUAUGGACCCCAAGGUCUGGAGUGACCCGGAGGAAUUUCGACCAGAACGGUGGAUGGAGCAGCCAGAUGCACCCAUGUUCACCUACGGAAUGGGUUACCGUAUGUGUGCGGGCUCACUGCUUGCAAACCGUGAAUUGUACUUGGUCUUCAUGCGAACUCUCAACAAUUUCUGGAUAGAAUCGUAUGACGAUAUUGACUGGCAUCCGGUCAAAGGGAAUUCUGAUCCAACCAGUCUAGUUGCCAUUCCAAAGAGAUAUAGGACAAUCCGGCCUCUCUCCCGGCCUCUCUCCCGGCCCUCAUACGUCUCGUCGCCCCUCUCUACAGGCCUCCGGCUUCCCUCAGUCCUCCAUGCCCGGCUACUUUCGAAUGAAACGAGGUCAGCAAUCGAUAAAGCAGUUGGCUCGGCUCCGGUGGUCCUUUUUAUGAAAGGAACUCCUGAGACGCCACAAUGCGGCUUUUCGCGAGCAAGUAUCCAGAUUCUAGGGUUGCAAGGAGUAGACCCAAAGAAGUUUGUCGCAUUCAACGUGCUGGAGGAUACAGAGCUUCGCCAAGGUAUUAAGGAGUAUUCCGAUUGGCCAACAAUUCCACAACUGUAUCUGGACAAGGAGUUCGUUGGUGGCUGCGAUAUAUUGAUGUCUAUGCAUCAAAACGGAGACCUCGCAAAGAUGCUUGAAGAGAAGGGCGUCUUGGUUGCUGUCGAUUAA
Messenger RNA from Aspergillus affinis, 1944 nucleotides. RefSeq names its product monothiol glutaredoxin GRX5. NCBI's taxonomy places the organism in Eukaryota, Fungi, Ascomycota, Eurotiomycetes, Eurotiales, Aspergillaceae. Gene Ontology annotation, molecular function: heme binding; oxidoreductase activity, acting on paired donors, with incorporation or reduction of molecular oxygen; iron ion binding. The coding region runs from base 1 to 1944 and encodes 647 amino acids. The transcript is spliced from 6 exons. The record is from RefSeq and is a predicted model, not a curated record.